AUGACAAUUAAUGAUAUCAAAUAAUAAAGAGUAUUCAAAAAGUCAUCCCUAUUGAUAUUACAAUGCUUGUCAUUUUAGAUGAUACGUACAUACAUUAAGUUAAUAAUGAUUACAACAGAAAGAGAAUUACAACUACCAACUUAUACGAUUAUAAUUUUUUAAUCUCUAAAGUUGUUGCCAUUAAACGUAACCUAUUCUCAACUCUUAGCUGAUACUAAUGAGUGAUGUUAGUAUGUUCUUGAUUAUCAAAAUUUAACCAUUAAGCAAAAAGAGUUUUAGAUUUCUAUAAAAAAAUUUGACAACUUUCAGAAGAAAUAACAUCUCCUUAGGUGAGUAAUUUUGGAAAAAAGAAUAAUCGUAAUAUAAAGCAGAAAAGUAAAAUUAAAUACUCACCCAAUCACUUUUAUUAUUUACUCUAUUUUCAACAAUCCAAAAUAUCUACAUUGAUUAUGAUUAUCCUGUCUAUUGUACAUGUUUAUAAUUUUCAAGGUAACCAUUUUCUUAAGUUUGCAAACUCUCAUUCUUAAAAUCAUAUCAUAUUCUAAAUUUCAAAUAAAUUUGCUAAAAAAUUCUUUUCAUUAAGAAACUGAUUUCAUUCUCAGAUUAAUAAUAAAAUUAUUACAAAAUCAUUCUUUUUUUUAGCUACUCAAAAAAAUAUAUAUAUUUUAUUAUUAAUUAACAUUCAUUUUUCACACAUCAGUAUUCCAGGGAAAAGCAAAAUAAAGGUAAUACUAUCAUUUAAAAUUACAAGGAAGGUUUAUAUAAGCUUCGAAUUGA
This is a messenger RNA of Paramecium octaurelia, 777 nucleotides long. Lineage: Eukaryota; Ciliophora; Oligohymenophorea; Peniculida; Parameciidae. The record is from the annotation of a GenBank genome assembly.